CGCACAGGCCGUCCUUCCGCCUCAGGGCUUUUACCAACGGCGGCGCCGGUGAAUCAUCUUCUCCUGCCGCCGUGAAGCUUCCUGAGAAGCCUUCCAUUUGCACCGCCGACGAGCUUCACUAUGUGUCCGUGUCCAAUUCCGAUUGGAGGCUGGCGCUGUGGCGGUACCACCCUUCUCCUCAGGCACCUCGAAGGAAUCACCCUCUGUUACUGUUGUCUGGAGUUGGCACUAACGCCAUUGGAUAUGACCUUUCUCCUGGGUCAUCAUUUGCACGCUACAUGUCUGGUCAGGGUUUUGAAACCUGGAUCCUUGAAUUACGAGGAGCUGGUUUGAGUGUCAAUGGUUCAAAUUCCAAAGAUAUUCAAAAGUCUUCCCAAGCAAUAUCUGACAGGAUGGAAGCUACUUCAGAAAGUGCAUCUAACUCGAAUGGAGUUGUGGCCUCAGAAAAAGAGUUGAAUAACAUUUUAGAUGCAAUAUCUGACAAGAUGGAAUCUGCUUCGAAGAGUGCAUCGAAGUUAAAUGGUGCUGUGGCUUCAGAAAAAGAAUUGAAUAACAAUUCAGAAGCAAUAUCUGAAUCUGUCACUUCUUCCUCCCUGGAAGUAGAAACUGGCAAUGGUGCAGUCAGUGAAGAACUUACUAGGUUAGCUACUGUUUGGGAUGAAUCAAAAUUGGUUGCAAGGUUGACAGAGACUUUUAUGCGUUUGUCUGAAAGAGUAUCUGGGUUUCUUAGUGAUAACCAAUCUAAGAUAAUGUCUACCAAAUUACUUGAUCAAAUAUCAAAACUUUUGGUUGAUUCUCCAUUAUAUGAACGAUUCAAUGAGAUAAGAGGAAAGCUUUCAGCUUUGUUGGAAACAGGGCAAAACUCUGGUAUUACUAAUCAAAUAACUGAUCUGAGUCAAAAGCUAGUAAAAAUUAUUGAGGAAAGCCAGCUCUCUGUUUCUCCGCCGUUAUUUGAUCUACAAGCACGCUUUACUUCUACCAUAGAAGAUUUUCAAAGGCAACUUGACUUGAUGGUGAAGUAUGAUUGGGACUUCGAUCAUUACUUGGAAGAAGAUGUUCCUGCUGCGAUAGAAUACAUAAUGAAUGAAAGCAAGCCAAAAGAUGGUAAAUUGCUUGCAAUUGGACACUCCAUGGGUGGUAUCUUGCUGUACUCGAUGCUGUCACGGUUUGCUUGUGAAGAAAAAGAAUCCAGAUUAGCUGCAGUGGUUACACUAGCAUCAUCUUUAGACUACACGUCAUCCAAAUCAACUCUAAAGUUGCUCUUACCCCUUGCAGACCCUGCACAGGCUCUGAAUGUCCCUGUUGUUCCCUUGGGAGCAAUGUUGGCUGCAGCUUAUCCUCUUUCAUCUCGUCCACCAUAUGUGUUGUCGUGGUUAAAUACUUUGAUUUCUGCUGAGGACAUGAUGGAUGCAGAUUUGUUAAAAAGGCUGGUCUUAAAUAACUUCUGUACUAUACCAGCAAAACUUAUCUUGCAACUCACAACAGCAUUUAGAGAGCGUGGGUUAUGUAACAGGAAUGGGACCUUUUUCUACAAGGAUCAUAUACACAAAAACAAUGUCCCUAUCUUAGCUAUUGCUGGAGACCGAGAUAUGAUUUGUCCACCUGAAGCUGUGAAAGGCAGUGGAGCAGGUUUAUCCAUGCAUAAUUGAAUUUCUGAGUAGUCACGACAAGUGAUUUACACCAUCAAUUUCAUCAAAUGCAUUGUUCUUUGACCAUGCUUGAUUACUAAAUCCCAAAGAGGCAUAGUAUAUCUUUUCUCAUGUGCCUUUUGCACAUCCAUUUGGAGCUUAUGCUUACACAUGUGGGUGUGGAUGUUACUCGCAACAUCACUAUGUAUAUGUUACCGUACAUAGUCUAUACAAGAAAGUUGAGAGUUUAAGUUUAUAGAUCCUUUUGUGCAUUGAAGUUUUCCAAGGAUAGAGUGAUAGGAAUUAUAUACUUUUAAGAGGAAUCUGUAAGAACAUAUUAUUUGCUUGCGGCAUAGUCCCUGAUAUCUGAAGUGCUGUAAGAGUUGUGUAAAUACCAUGCCCUGCUCAAGUUUCUUCAAUGAAUUUGGACCAAGCCAACUGGUCAGGUUUUGAUAA
This is a messenger RNA of Arachis ipaensis, 2084 nucleotides long. The record is from RefSeq and is a predicted model, not a curated record. Lineage: Eukaryota; Viridiplantae; Streptophyta; Magnoliopsida; Fabales; Fabaceae.